AAUAAAUACUUUUUUAUGAUAUAAACAUUUUAAUUAUUAGUUAAUAUAUUUAUGGCUCUAGGUAGCAUUUGUCCUCUUGAAAGGAGAUAAGUAACAUACUAAAUUUGCUCCAAUCACCUUCAUUUUCUGUUCCCCAGUUAACCUAGACACGUGGCGCUCGCUCACCCAGCCACCGUGCUGCCGUUAUCAUUAUCGCUUCCGCUCCAUCUCUCAGCACCGAACCCAAAACAAUAGCUAGAGAGAGAAACCAAGAGAGAGAGAGAAACAAAGAUCUAGCUCUCGCUAUCGCUACCUCUUGUUUCCUCCCUCCGUGACCGUGAUGGACGGUGGAGAUGUCUGGAGCGUGGCCGCCUGUUCAGACGCCAACGCCGCUUCUCACGUCAACAGAAUAAUGCUCCGCUUCCGCCCGAUCGCGCCCAAGCCAGUGGCCGGAAGUUCCUCGGCCGCCGUCGCAGGCGGCGGAGGAGAGGUAAGCCAGAGUAGCCAGGUGUCAGUCCUCGGGAAGAGACCGAAAAGGAAGUACGUUAGGAUUCGGAGAAACAGUGGAUACGUGAGAAAGAAUAGUAGUAAUAACGUUAACGGUAACGGUAACGACAUCGAUAAGUCGUCGGACGUAGCGGUUGUGACGUUGCAGUUGAUGCCGGAGAAGGAAGCGCCGGGAGGAAACUCGGCGGCCGGAGAUUCGUGGUGUAAGAACGUCGAUCUUGACCUAACGGUGGAGAAGAUUCAGAUCGUGCAGAAUCGGAAUCCGAAGGCGCCGUGUGCGACGGCGGAGGAAAGGAGGGGAGGCAAGGGUUCAGAUCUUGUUGCGGCGGGGAAGGUGGCGGAGUCGUGGGUGACGGUGGAGAGCGUGAUAAGCACGUGCAUGGGAGAUGGAGGAGGAGGGUUAGGUUGUACGGACGCGGAGAAGGUGAGGACCUUAGAGAGUGACACGUGUCCAGGGUUUGUGUGCGACGGAAGCUUGAGGGUGCGGUGGGUGAAUGAGGCGUACAAGAGGAUGGUGGCGAGCGAGGAUAUCGUGGUGUGGUUGAAGGUGAAGGAUACCGCUAGUGCUGCCUGGUGGUGCUAUUCUCACCCGGCGUUCACCUGCGGGGUGAGAUUGCAGUACACGUGGCGGAACGAGAAGUGCACGAAGAUGGUGCCGUGUGAUGUUUGGAGAUUGGACUGUGGGGGGUUUGCAUGGAGGCUAGACGUGAAAGCUGCGCUGAGUUUGGGUCUCUGAAAAAAGAAAAGAAAAAGAAAAAAGAAAAAUCAGAGACGCAAACUCGACCUUAUUUACAUAUGUAUCCUUUUAUAUAUACACACACACCUUUACAUAACUUGGUAGCUCCAGUUCUGUGAAUUGAGUGGAAGCCUCCUCUCUGCAAAAGGACCUGUUUGGUUAGGUAUUAUUCCAGUGUUUACUGCUACUACUGUUUAAAGAAAAAUGUUAAAAAUUUGGCAGGAUAAAGGGUUUUUAGGUAACACCCUUAUUUAAAAUAGUUGGAGAAGGAUAUUUGUCGUUUAUAAUGAUCUCAAUCAAGAUGUUAUGGAAGAAGAGAACAAAGAGAUAUAUGUUGUUGACAGAAGAAAAUAAUUGAGUUGAUAGGUGAGUGAAGAGAAGAAGGUUGGAAAUGGGAUUGGGAUUGGGAUAUGGUGCUUCUUACUCUUUGGUUAGUCAUCUCUUGGGAGUUGGGAGGGCUGAAAAGUAGAAACGUAUGGGAAUUAAACAUGCAAAGUGCUACUGAAAAGUGUUGUGCUUUGUGCUAUCUAUGUCUUGUAGAACUAAAGCUAUAUUAGGUGAAGAAGUGUGUGCAAACUAUGUUGUCGCUACAAGACCUUGCGACUAAGAAUAAUCUUGGUAAAUAUAUAUAUGCAUAUAUUUUAGUAAUGGUAA
Molecule: messenger RNA, 1876 nt
Organism: Vigna unguiculata (cowpea)
Lineage: Eukaryota; Viridiplantae; Streptophyta; Magnoliopsida; Fabales; Fabaceae
Source: RefSeq, a predicted model, not a curated record